Epinephelus lanceolatus (giant grouper) is the source of this 3639-nucleotide messenger RNA. RefSeq names its product DNA-directed RNA polymerase III subunit RPC4. NCBI's taxonomy places the organism in Eukaryota, Metazoa, Chordata, Actinopteri, Perciformes, Serranidae. Gene Ontology annotation, biological process: tRNA transcription by RNA polymerase III. Gene Ontology annotation, molecular function: DNA binding. Gene Ontology annotation, cellular component: RNA polymerase III complex. The record is from RefSeq and is a predicted model, not a curated record.
CUCCUGUGAUUCCACGGGUGUAGUACUGUUUAACAAAAACAAAGCAGCUCAGUCAGUACGGAAGGAAAUGUUCCUCAUGCUAGAUGCUUUUAAACUGGACAAGUUAAACCGGCGCCAGAACGGUACAGAUACAAUAAUAUCAUUGGUUGCAGACUUUUAACGUUUGUACCGAACUCUAUGUUUUUCUGCAACCAGCAUCGGGACACUCCGCUGGCAGUUAAGAGGUGUCAAAAACGAACUCUUAUUUGUAUGCAGCCUGCAGGAAGGAUACUGUACACUGCAGCGAGGUAGAAUGUAACUACCAACAACCGCUAAUAACCAGCAGCUUUCCGAUUUAUUAAAAUGGAAACAUUUGUAUCCUCGUGAGCGUAGUUUUGCAGUUUGGCGCAGUCUGUCUGGAUAUCGCGGGUGCUAACAAAAUGGAGGGUAAUAAGUACUUGUUAAGUUGGCUGGUGUAACGUUAUAUGGAGCCGUGCUUUUAGACUGCGUGUUGGGGAUAUUAUUGUUGGACGGGGAGAAAGAGUAACAUAAAUAUGUCAGGAAUACAGCAAACACAUUCAGUUAAGACGGCUUUUACCGGAAGUGGAACGUUGUUACCAAACUAUAACGUGGGUGAUUGACUGCACAACAACAACAGAAUGUGUUGUGACACGCCUUUACCGACAGCCACUUAUAAAAUAGAGUAUUAAAAGAGGAGCAGGUAGCACAAAAUGACAGACUCCGGGGAUAGAGCAGAUGUUCCCGGCUCCUCCGGCCUCAGCAGCGGGACCGGGCUAGGCUUCAGCGUGGGCAGAGGACUCCCAGGCCGGGUCAGGACUCUGUCCUCUCCCACCCCACCUGGAAGACUGACGUCUCUCAGAACCAGGGACCUGACACUGGGGGGAGUGCUAAAAAAACCAAAGAAAACCUUUGAGCCAAAUGUGCAUGCCGUGAGGAAAAGCAGAGAUGAGUUAAAGGAGGAGAUCCAUGUGGCUCCAAAAAAGGAGAGAAGAGAGAGGGACGAGAGGAGAAGAGAGAACAGAGGGAGGAGGAGAGAGAGGCCUCAGACCAUUCAGUCUCACUCCAUCUUUGAACAGGGUCCCGCCGACACCGUACGCAAAACAGGCUGGCGCAGUGCCACAGACCUGCACGACUCCGCCACCUCUCCUGUGUGUAAACUGGUGAAGAAAGAGAGGAAAGACUCAGAGGAGGAUGAAGAUGAGAUUCUCAGUAAACUACAGAGGGAUGAUUUCAUAGAUGAUCCAGGCCUGAGGAAUGAUGCCAAGCUGAAACCCAUCCAGCUACCCCUGUGUCAGUCCAGUAGCUUCAGUAAGAGUCAAACACGGAUGACCACCACAGCAUCUCCAGAGACCCCUCCUCUGUUCAGACCUCCAUCCUGCAGAGCUCAGAGCAGAGCAGGCCACGGCAGAACAGAGCUGCCCAAACCAGAGCAGCCAUCUAUGGUGGAGCUGCUGCAGGAUCUCAGCCUGUCUGGCAGAGAGGAGCUCUUUUUCAUGCAGUUACCUGACAGCAUGCCGGGCACAGUGUCUAGACAGAAGGCUGACACCCCUCUAGGAUCUACAGCAGAGAAACCUGCCAAGAAGGAAGGCAAGCCUGAAGACAAGAGGCCUUCACAUCUAGAAGCACAACAGGCUGUGGUGAAGGAGGGCUGUCCUGUGCUGUCACAGCUCCCAGAAGGAUUUUUGGGUAAACUGCAGAUCAGAAAGUCAGGAAAGGUGGAGCUGAAGCUGGGUAACAUCGCCAUGGACGUCUCUGAGGGAGCUGCAUUCUCCUUCCUGCAGCAACUGGUGUCUGUGCAUCUGUCUGAUGGUCGAACUGGAGACAUGAUGGUGUUGGGAAACGUCCAUCACAAACUGGUCUUAUCUCCUGACUUCCAGGCUUUACUGAGAGAGGCUUCAACACAGCAGCAACAGGAACCCUGAUUAUCUGUCAUAUAUUACACAGACACCCAACAGAGCUGAGACCACACAGCACAGAUUCUAUGACACAUGAAAAGAUAAGUUUGAAUUGUGUGGGAUUCCUGACCUGUUACCACACCAACAGAUCACUGUGGAGGAAAGGUCUAUUGUCCAUACCUCUGCUUUGAGGUUUUUAAGGCAGCUAUGUACCGUAGAGUUAUCCCGUUUGUGCUAUGAUUUUGUUUUUGUUUUGUUUUUUUUUAACAUCCUGUGAUAGCAAAACAAUCUGCCAGAAUCUGAAUGAUUGUUUUUCUCUGAUGUGAAGACACUGCCAGGGGGACAUGUUUUUCAAAAAGAUACAGAUAAUCAUGAGAUAAAUACAUGGUAUCAGAUUCAACCUACUGACCCAUGAGGACUGUUGUGGAUGUUACCUGAGCGCAGGCCAUUCGUUUACACUCAAUCAGUUCUAUAAACACCAGCAGAGCAGGCAACAUGAUUGCCAGCUUGAGACUGACUGAAGACCAGCAAACGUUGUUCCCAGCUACAGGCUGAGUUAGUCAAUGCCCAAAGGAAGAUCACCGAGGAUGCCCAUCAUCAGAGGCUAUCUUUAAACAGAGACAGAUGAUGUUAUCAUUUGGCUGAAGUUCCUGACUUUGGUCCAUCAGAACCACUGAGUGAAUGUCACUUCAAUUCAGGGCUUUACAGCAUACAACAUCCCUCUGUCCUUAGGACCCUCGCAGUGGAUAAGGAAAAACUCCCCCCAAAAAACCUUUAUAAUUACCUUACAGGUGCUUUGAUAAAGUGAUCUUUCAUGUGUGCACUGAGCUCCUUUAUUAACUCCUAUAGAUCUGUCUCUGAAAAAUGGGAAAAUGGUGCAAAGCAAAUUCCUCAACUGCUCAACCAGUUACUGCAUUGAUGCACAGUCACUGCACUGAUGUACAGUUACUGCAGUUAUGUACAGUCACUGCACUGAUGUACAGCUGCAAUUUGUAACUUAUGUUGUAUUAAGCAAAAUCAUAUAUAAUAGUUUUUCCAGUUUUAUUAUUGGAUGUUUGUGUUGUGUUUUUGAACCAGCAUGUUUGUUUGUUUGUUUUUGUUAGAUUUUUUGUAUUUUUGUUUUUUGCUACCUCAGUAUCAUUUACUGUUUCACUUCUCCUCAUCAGACCCCUCGUCAGCUUCAUAGAGCAACUUAACAGCAGCUGUAAAUCCAGGUGUUGCUCACCUCCAGUGAAGUUGGUGAAGUAAAACUGUUAUGUAUGUAAGGCUUUAUUUUAAAGCUCAAGUGUAGGAUUUAGGGGUAUGAAUAUCGUCAGAAAUGGAAUAUAAUAUUCAUAACUAUGUUGUCAUUAGUUUAUAAUCACAUGGAAGAAAGUAAAGUUGUGUUUUCUGUACCUUAGAAUGAGCCAUUUAUAUCUUCAUAUGAAGCAGGUCCUCUGGCUCAGAGUCCAUCAAUGUGGUUUCUGCAGUAGCCCAGAAAGGACAAACCAAACACUGGCUCUUGAUUGGGCCACCGUAGUUCUUCUACACACUUUGCACACAGGAGAAGUGUCAGUUCUGCAAUUGCUAGAUUGCUAGAUGCUACUUAAUCCUACAAACUCUCAAAAACCCUUCAUUACAGUUUCUGGAAGUCCUUUCAGAUGAUCUUUUUUAAAAAAUAUUAAGUCAAGCUGUCAGAACAAUAACAGUACCUAAAUCUCAGCAUCUUGAAUGACCUCUUAAUAAAAUCAAAUGCAAAAGACUG